GAGGCCCAGAGAAGCCACUGCUGGGUGGCAAGACUAUAUGAGUCACCAUUUGAACACAGCCAUUCUCAGCCCCAACUGGGGCUUCUUGCUAUACAUCACUUUUGCUCCCAUUCUUAGGAAGGUAAUUAGAAAAGAGUUACCUAGGUAUAGGGUGGGGCAGUUAAGUUCCAGAUGCAAAGCAACAGAGCUCUUCAGAUGAAGCAAGGUAACAGGUUAAUUAUAUCACAGUUACUCCCUCUAGUGAGAAUCAGCAAGAAGAGUUAACCUAAGAUUUCUGUCCUCUUCAUCCAACAAAAGGAAUGAUCACUAAGGCUCACAAAGGUGAGGUGGGCCUUGGGCUCCCAGAAAAAAAGAAGAAGAAAAAGAAAGUGGUUAAAGAACCAGAGACUCAAUACUCGGUUUUAAACAGUGACAAUUAUUUCACAGAGGUUUGUCCAAGAGUCACACCACCCUUGAAGGAUGUGAUCCAAGAGCAGGCACCCAGAAUGCCUCUUGUGAAGAAAAAGAAGAAAAAGAAGGGUCACAGCACUGUCUGUGAGGAGCACCUUGAACCUGAGAUCCCAUUACGUGUUGGACGGACUGAGCGGUCACACAGCCCCAGGACGCAGGCACCUGGUCUGUCUGAGUCCCUCAGUGCGGAGAGGAAGAAGAGGAAGUCCACGUCCCCCGGCUCAAGGGUGAAGACCUCUCCAGACCCCAGACAGGACGAGGAAGUGACCAGAGCUGGCAAGAAGCUCAAAAAACACAAGAAGGAGAAAAAGGCCAAGGAAGCUACAGCCUUCUCAGGCAUGGAUCCUUGGUUCUUCGAGGCCGGGAAUGCAUUGUAUACUCACUCAGUUGGGAAGGAUGGCGUCCAGGAGCAGGCCGUCUCGGGACAGAAGCGGAAGCAAGGGAGUCCCAGGGAACACAGCGUGAAGAUGAAGAAGAAGAAGAAGAAAAUCCACCGGGAGGGAGAUCCCCCGCUGGGGCACCCUGACUGCUCCUGGUCCCUGGAGAGCAGCCCUACGAAAGGAAGUAAAAAGAAGCCAGUCAGAGUUGAAGCUCCAGAAUACAUCCCCAUAGGAGAUGGCCCCAGGGCCUCUGUGAAGAAGAAAGUGAAGUCCAAGAAAAGGGUGGAGCAGGCGGACCCCGAGGAGUCAGCUCUGAAGAGGAAGAAGAAGAAGAGGCAGGAGAGCAAAGCAGCAGAGCCACCUUGGGAAGAGGAACCCGACACGGACUUGGAGGUGGUGUUAGAGAAGAAGGGCAACAUGGACGAGGCGCACAUAGACCAGGUACGGCCGGUCCUCAUCAUCCACCACCUCCCCCAGCCCCCCAGGAAACAUGCUCGCCUCCUAACAGGCCACAGGAUCCUGGUCCCAGAGGCGUCGGGGGCUCCAUAGGCCCCCGGACCGGCCUCUGCCCCACCUCAGGGGCAGGGAGCCUGUGGCCACCCUCACUUACAGCUGGGAGAGCCCCUCACCACCACGGCCUUGGCUGAGGGGCCAUUGGGUCCUGCAGCAUCCCAGGCUGAGGUUGUCCUGCUCCUAACUGCUGCAGGGGGAGGGGGGACAUGUCCCCCAAACCCGCAGGCUGGGCAGGGGAGACGAGCUCUGCCUG
Odocoileus virginianus texanus is the source of this 1596-nucleotide messenger RNA. The record is from RefSeq and is a predicted model, not a curated record. NCBI's taxonomy places the organism in Eukaryota, Metazoa, Chordata, Mammalia, Artiodactyla, Cervidae.